Cordyceps fumosorosea ARSEF 2679 is the source of this 1413-nucleotide messenger RNA. RefSeq lists its product as hypothetical. The record is from RefSeq and is a predicted model, not a curated record. Lineage: Eukaryota; Fungi; Ascomycota; Sordariomycetes; Hypocreales; Cordycipitaceae. Bases 1 to 1413 code for a protein of 470 amino acids. The transcript is spliced from 4 exons. Gene Ontology annotation, biological process: regulation of DNA-templated transcription. Gene Ontology annotation, molecular function: DNA-binding transcription factor activity.
AUGACGGAUGCGGCUGCCAAACUUGAAGAGCAACGAAGACGAAACAGACUCGCCCAGCGAAGACGCCGAGAGAGACAACGCAACCGGACCGCCAGCAUCAACUCCAUCGGCAACGACGCCCUGCCGACGCUCCUGGCCGAGGACCAGGACCAGCAAUCUUCAGACAAGACGUGGGAGUUUGCGGUUGACACCACCUUCUUCGACCCUGCGCUGGAUGAACAGGAUGAGAUCGCGGACCACUGUCUUCCCAGCACGCCUCCGCUCAGCGCCGUCGCCGAGGUGCACCACGCUGCGGGGGGACACGCCGACACCGCGGACCCGGCGAGGCUGGGAGUUGGGCCCGAGUCCAUCGUCAAGGGUCUCCUGGACGGGCGGAUGGUGUCCGCCGCCGACGCGGGCACGUCUGCGAGUCUGGGGAGUGCCUCGCCCAGUCCGCUGCAUCAGUUUCUGAUGACGCUCCAAAAGGGAGACGGAGAAUUAUCGCAGGAUUCGUACAGUCGACUGCUGGCCAUGAUCCCGCAGACGCAGCAGCAGCACCAGCGCUACGACAGCGGCCCGGCGGCGGCGGCGGCGGCGGCGUGUAAACUUCAACAGCCGCUGCACGGGCCCGACUUCAUGCAGCAGCUGGGUAACGAAGCACCCACCGUCUGCUUCAGCACGGCCGGCGGGUACUCCGAGGCGAGCGGAAGCGGGAUCCUGUCGUGGACCCGCUCCGAGUCGCGUCCGCCGACCGCCACCACCAGCCGGAGCGUCAUCGGCAGCGGCGGAGGGCCGUCAUCCUCCUCCACCGCUGCUUCCUCCUCCUCAGCGCAGCAGCAAGAGGUGGUGUCCCUCGAGCGAAUCCGGGAGUUUGUCGAGGACGCGGGUUUCGAGAGCCUCGAGGCCAUGAUGGCCGCGUAUUACAGCGCCAACCUCGGCGUGGUUGGAGGAGGUGGCAACGGCCAGCGUCCACCGGUGCAGGCGGUCGGCCGCUCCCGGCGCCUCCGCGGGUUCUUGUCGGCGAUACACCGCAGCCACGUUGAAUGGGGUGCGCAGGAGCGGGCGGCGUACCGCGAGGAGAUUGUGCGCGCGGCCGAAGGCAUCUACGCCGACGAACUGGCCGGCAUGGUGCACGGCGCGGCGGCGACCGGCCCGGACGGCUCGGACGGCAAGUUGCGCAUCAUGUCCAUGGCUGGCGCGGGCAGGCCGACGGCAGAGACGAGCAGGGUGUACAUUGCGCAUCGCAUCCAUAGCCUGGUCUCGGACCCGGACAUCCAAGAUUUUAUGAAAAAGGACCGCAAAGACCUGCAAGACACGGUGGCCGAUACGUGGUCACUCAUCACGCAGCUCAUACACAACACGGGACAAUCACCCCAGCAAAAGGCCUCCAACGCCUGUAUCAUACUGUAUCUGCUCACGUCACCGGCGGUGUAG